AUAUCGAGCUCCCAAGUCUCCACGUUCUCCGAUAAACACUUACAGCUGUUUAUUACUGUAACACGUCGGCGGCCGGCGGUAGCUUUUCUACAGCCCUGUGGACUGACAGUCGGCGUUAGGGCACGACGGCGUACUUACCAUUAAUUAUACUGUGAGGAACGGGCGACUUUUGAUACAGUGUAUUACCUUAAGAUGUUUGAGAUAAAGAGGAUCUGCUGCAUAGGCGCUGGAUAUGUUGGUGGGCCAACGUGCAGCGUGAUCGCUCAUAUGUGUCCGGAGAUCAGAGUCACUGUGGUGGACGUGAAUGAGUCCAGAAUCAAGGCAUGGAACUCGGACACGUUGCCCAUAUACGAGCCUGGUCUGAAGGAGGUUGUCGAGUCGUGCCGAGAGAGAAAUCUCUUCUUCUCUACGGAUAUCGACUCUGCAAUCAAAGAUGCAGACCUCGUCUUCAUUUCUGUGAACACCCCUACGAAGACGUAUGGCAUGGGGAAAGGGCGAGCGGCCGACCUGAAGUUCAUCGAGGCUUGCGCACGCCGGAUCGUGGAGGUGUCAGACGGCUAUAAGAUCGUGACCGAGAAGAGCACGGUUCCGGUCAGAGCCGCUGAGAGCAUCCGGAGGAUUUUUGAUGCCAACACCAAGCCGAGCCUUAACCUGCAGGUCCUAUCUAACCCAGAGUUCCUGGCCGAGGGUACGGCGGUGCGGGACCUGAAGGAACCGGACCGGGUUCUGAUUGGCGGGGACGAGACACCGGAGGGGCAGCGUGCCAUUCGGGCCUUGAGUGCGGUGUACGAGCGUUGGGUCCCCAAAUCUCGCAUCAUCACCACCAACACGUGGUCCUCGGAGCUGUCUAAACUGGCUGCGAAUGCCUUCCUGGCUCAGCGAAUCAGCAGCAUCAACUCCAUCAGCGCCCUGUGCGAGGCCACGGGUGCCGACGUGGAGGAGGUGGCACGUGCCAUCGGCAUGGAUCAGCGCAUCGGGAACAAGUUCCUCAAGGCCAGCGUGGGUUUUGGUGGCAGCUGUUUCCAGAAGGACGUUCUCAACCUGGUGUAUCUCUGUGAGGCGCUCAACCUUCCAGAGGUGGCUUCUUACUGGCAGCAGGUGAUCGAUAUGAACGAGUAUCAGAGACGCAGAUUCGCCUGUCGGAUCAUCGACUGCUUGUUCAACACCGUUACCGGGAAGAAGAUUGCCCUCCUAGGCUUCUCCUUCAAGAAGGACACAGGCGAUACGCGGGAGUCGUCGAGUAUCUACAUCUCCAAGUACCUGAUGGAUGAGGGAGCCAAGCUACACAUCUUUGACCCCAAGGUGCUUAAGGAGCAGAUCAUUCAGGACCUCUCCCACCCCAGCAUUUCAGAGGAUAACCCAGAACGAGUGUCUGACCUGGUGACAGUAACCAGCGGCCCUUAUGACGCAUGCAAAGGAGCCCACGCCCUGGUCAUCUGCACGGAAUGGGAUAUGUUCAAGGAACUGGACUAUGAGAAGAUCUAUGCCCAAAUGCUGAAGCCAGCCUUCAUAUUUGACGGUAGACGUGUUCUGGAUCAUCUCCACGCAAAACUGCAGAACAUAGGGUUCCAGAUCGAGACCAUUGGCAAGAAAGUAACUACAGCCCGCAUUCCUUUCACCCCCCCGGCUGGUAUUCCCAGAAUCCUCCUCAACGAGCCCCCAGCUAAGAAGGCCAAAAUCUGAUUGUCUUCCCCGUGGGCGGCUGCUGCCCUAAAGUGUCACGUCUCUCCCAUCAGCAUUAGCAAGAGCCUCGCCCUCCCUUACUCCUCCUCGGUCUCCCCGGCGCAGGAUGGGCCGGUCAGGGCCUGUUCUGCGAGUCUCCGGGCCCCCCCUUGCACAGCCUACCUCUCCCUCUUCACCAGCUCGUUCAGUCUGCCAGCGGGCUAAGGCGUGGACACUCAGCACAGUAUUCCUGUGGCUGUGCCGCAGCCGCGUCUGGGAAGCUCAUUCCUGUCCUUCUCUCCCCCAAACACACUCUCUGUGCACCAAGGACCAUGAACAAACAGUCACCCUGUGUGGUUUUGUUUAUGAAGCCAAAUGUUAUUCAAUUGUGAACAAACAGUCGCCCGGCUUGUUUUGUCCAAAACGAUUUGUACGCUUUUAAUUUUUUUUAAAAAUGAUUUUAGAGUAGUUUUUAAAAUGAUCCUACUCCUGUUGUGCAGGACAUGUCGAUUUUCAUACGAUGCCACUAAUCCUGUUUCUUGUGGAGUAAAUAAAAACAGGCCGAAGUACGAAGA
Messenger RNA from Paramormyrops kingsleyae, 2237 nucleotides. It is a transcript of the gene ugdh, whose product is annotated as UDP-glucose 6-dehydrogenase. The record is from RefSeq and is a predicted model, not a curated record. Lineage: Eukaryota; Metazoa; Chordata; Actinopteri; Osteoglossiformes; Mormyridae. Gene Ontology annotation, cellular component: nucleus. Gene Ontology annotation, molecular function: UDP-glucose 6-dehydrogenase activity; NAD binding. Gene Ontology annotation, biological process: glycosaminoglycan biosynthetic process.